GGCCGGGCUCCCGGGUCCGGUCCCGGCUGCUGCCGCGUCGGCCCCCGACCCGGCCCGGAUAUGGAGCUCGGGGGUCGCUGGGGCAGGAGCUCCAACGGGAGGCUGGUCUCGGAGACGGCAGAGCUGCCACAGGAGCGGAGGACAGGAACCCAGGCAGAGGCUGCCGACUCGGGUGCCGUCCGAGCCCGCCGCUUCCUGCUCUGUCUCUACUUAGUGGGCUUCUUGGAUUUGUUUGGUGUCAGCAUGGUUGUGCCUUUAUUAAGCCUUCACAUCAAGUCCCUUGGAGCAAGUCCAACAGUUGCUGGAAUAGUAGGCUCCUCCUAUGGCAUUUUGCAACUCUUUUCUAGCACGUUGGUGGGCUGCUGGAGCGAUGUGGUGGGAAGACGGUCUUCCUUGCUGGCCUGUAUUCUACUCAGUGCCCUGGGCUAUCUCCUUCUGGGAGCAGCCAGUAAUGUGUUCCUGUUUGUCCUGGCUAGAGUCCCAGCAGGUAUUUUUAAACACACUCUCUCCAUCUCAAGGGCUCUACUUUCUGAUCUGGUUCCAGAGAAGGAACGACCGCUUGUAAUCGGACACUUCAACACAGCCUCCAGUGUGGGCUUCAUCUUGGGCCCCGUGAUUGGUGGCUAUCUCACUGAAUUAGAGGAUGGGUUUUAUCUCACAGCCCUCAUCUGCUUUUUGGUCUUCAUUCUCAAUGCUGGUCUCGUUUGGCUCUUUCCAUGGAGGGAAGCAAAACCGGGCAGUACAGAGAAGGGCCUGCUAUGGCGAAAGACUCACAUGCUGUUGGGAAGGAGCCAUGACACAGUGCAGGAGGCAGCUACCAGCUGCAGAGCCAGGGCCAGCGAGAAGGCUGCCUGGCCCUGGGUCAAAGUGGUGUUGGCCUUGCAGGACAUGAAGAACCUGCUGUUUUCUGAAAUGUGGGACAUAUUUCUGGUGCGCUUGCUGAUGGCCUUGGCAGUCAUGCUGUACUACAGUAACUUUGUCCUGGCCCUGGAGGAGCGCUUUGGGUUGCGGCCCAAGGUGAUAGGCUAUCUCAUCAGUUAUACCAGCAUGCUGGGUGCCAUGGCUGGCCUUGCCCUGGGGCCGAUCCUACGGCUGUACAAGCACAACUCGCAAGCCCUGCUGCUGCACUCCAGUGUGCUCACCUGCACACUGCUGCUGCUCUACUCCUUGGCCCCCACCAUAGGUGCAGUUGUCAUCUCCUCCACUCUCCUGUCCUUCUCCACUGCCAUUGGCAGGACAUGCAUCACGGACCUCCAGCUGACCGUGGGCGGGGCCCGGGCCAGCGGCACAGUCAUCGGUGUGGGGCAGUCUGUGACUGCAGUGGGCCGCAUCAUCGCCCCUCUCCUCUCGGGGAUUGCCCAGGAGGUCAGCCCUUGUGGUCCCCCCAGUCUGGGCGCUGCAUUAGCCUUAGUGGCCAUUUUCAUAAUGUCUCUAAACAAACCGCACUCUAAUGGUGAUGGGAAUGGUAAAUUAAAAAGUGAAUAGAUAGAUUUGGACAAAACAAAUUCGAAACAAAAUUUGAGACAGCUGAAUGAGGGCCAGAGGCCAUAAUGAGAAGGACACUUUGGAAAGGGUUGGGGUGGAAGGGAAACAUUUCCAGGUAGGUGUGCGCUGUUGGGCAUCCAAGUCGGCCCUUGGCCAUACAGCUACGCCAGCAGGAAGAUCAGAAGUCACGGAAGCUCACAGGAAGGUUAAGACUGGAGCGAAGCUUUUCCAAGGGGAGAAUAUUCAACGUUUACCUGGAAGUCUCUUCUUCCCAUCUGAGUCUCUUCUUCCUGUCUGGGCUAAUGAGGUUACAUUUUUCAAGAGUGAAAAAACUACCAGCUACAGGGUAGGGAAGUGGUGGUGGAGUAAAAGAACAUGAUGCGUAGAGGAAGGAAAGAAACCAUAAGCAUUUUCCUGCUAAAAAAUAGGGUGACAUGUCAGUCAAAUUCUGAUCAACUGGAACUUGAGUUUUUAGUUAAAUUCCAUACACUGGGAGGGAGUUUUCUAUCAAAAUCCUACAAAUUGAAGAAGCUGUUUUAUUAGAAGCAGCCUAUGGCUUCUCAAACCUGCUUAAAAAUCAGAUACUGACCUCACCCCCAGAGAUGAUUCAGUGGGCUUGGGUGGGGCGAAGAAAUCCAUGGUGUUUUGUAAGCACCAUUGACAAUUUCUCAUGGCAGUAGAAAAGACCACACUGAGACUGCAUUGAUUUUGAUUAAAUACAUAGGCUUGGCUGUUUUUACACAGCUGACUAAAUUUGGAGUCUUAAAAUUGUGUUCAUAAUCACAGCGUGUUACACCUGUCCCAGCUCUCAGCAGUUGUACUGCAUGAUGGAGCAGCGGGUCCUUGGGGCCUGUUCCCUGUGCUCUGUACCUCUGAGAGCCCAGCUUGCUCUGAAGUUGGACUAAACCACCUAGAUGCUGGGUAUGCCAGUCUGCUCCUGGAAGCCUGGAAAGUCGGGUUGCAUCCUUCUGGUGCUAACAGAACCCAGUGGUGCAGCCAAAGCAUAGGAAUGCUUUUUAAAUGAACCGCUUAUGCAGAAUAAGGGUCAGGUGGCAUGUCAUAACAGAAGAACUUGAUGCUACUGUGUCUCAUGUUAAGAAUCAUAUCCUUUCUUUUGAAUUUCAUGCCCGCAAAGACAAGCAUUCUGUUGAUCAAAAGGGAAAUAUUUUGGUAUGCCAUUUCUCAUCUAAACUGGAGUUCCAUAUACAGUGCCCAGGAGCCCACAAGAGGGAGAGGCCCAGACAGAACAUGAACGUAGCCUUGCAGGGAGACAUGCACCAGGCAGGCUGGCCAUUGGGAUUACAUCAAGCAUUAAUUAAAAUUAAAGUUACUUAAGGCCCCCCGCCCACAGGCAGUUGAAGUUCACAUUCCUUAAUUAGUCCACUAGGAUGUUAUGCCUGUUUUCAACUUAACACAUGCAUAAUUGUAAAUAUUUUAGUGCACUGCAGUAAUUUGUCAUAUCUUUAAUUAUUGUUUGUAAAGCAGGAAACAUUUCUGUAUUUUAGAAGUCAUGGAGUAAAAUCAAAUACGAUAAAUAAUUGGAAGUAUGUUUUAGUUUGAAGAUGGUCCUUUUUCCUAUCUUGCUACAAGAAAAAAAAAAAAACGGACUUGUGAUUAGGUUUUACAAUUGUGAACUUUUAUGUAAGUGUUAAAUGCUUUUGAGAAGACCAAAAUAUUAAUAUAUAAAAUGACCUUGCCCUUAAAAAGCAAAUCAAAUGUCAUGGAGAUUAGACUCAAAAGGCAAUAAAUAAUCAAGGGUUUAUGCAGUGAAGUAGAAUUUUAGAGGAAUUUGAAUCUCAAAGCUUUCUUCACUCUCAGAAAUAGCCAAGCUUCUUAAAAGCUCUUAUAGUCUUUUUUUUUUUAAUUGUAGAACUUUAUUUUUGAAGUUUAAAAAAUCCAUAAACUUAAUGAGUCUUUAUAAUCAGCCACAUGAAAAUAUUAAAAACGAAAGACUGAUCUUAUAGAGAAACAUGUUUGUUACUCUCCAGUAGUGACUUUAGUAUUUUGUUAUGUGAUAUUUUGUAGGUACACCUUUUCUCAUGACCCCCUUUUACAUUAUUUAUUGUCUUGCUCUUCAAAGUGUGACCCAGAGACCAGAAGCGUCAGCACCACCUGGGAGCUUGUGAGGCCUGCAGACACUCAAGCCCGAGCUCAGAUGUGUUGGGGACCAGUUUAAUAAGAUACCUAACUGAUUUUUUGCACAGUAAAAUUUGAAAAGCCCUGGUUUAAUGGGUAGUAUUUGUAUCAUUUAUGGAGUAUAAACUCAGGGAAAUUAAAUCUGCUCAAUUAACCUUUGUGGUGGUUCAUUUUUUAAAUUCUCUUGAGUACCUUGUUUUCUGAAGUGUCAGGCUGACAAAAAUAUCUUCAUAGGGUUCAAUAUUCUAUGGAAUCUUAUUCUGAAAUAUUUGUGAAGGAAAUGGCACCCUUUCCAACCUUCUGCCAGCUAUGACUGCUGGGGAGCCGGUCUCCAGGCUUUGGGUUCCAUAGAGUGGAAGAUUCUGCCCUCUUGUCUAGAGGGAUGAAUAAAAUUCUGAGAAGGCACUGGGUGUGUGUGGCCACAGGAAUCACCUGCAAGGUUCCAAACCCAGGCUGGGUGGCACCUUGGGGAGUUAAUUCUGCAAGAGUUGCACCUGGGGCCAACAGAAGGAGCUGUUUUGUAUCCUGCCUGCUUGCCUUAGACCAUGGGAACCCGACUCUUGAAGUACCCUGUGUGUUUCUGUGCACAUCUGGAGUUGGGACUCACUGAGUUAGAUCAAGAAUGGAUUCGUCCACCGUGCUCAGGGGUUGAGUUUGUAUUGACUGAUAAAGGGGAACAAUGGAAGAAUUCAUGCGGUAGAGUGCUCCGAAGACCAUCCUGUUUAGAAAGAGCUCUCCAGCCCCAGUGAGGAGGAUUAACUGGAGGUCCAAGGAGCAGUCUGGACUUUGGGGCAGUACCUUAAGGGUGGUCCUGGGGGAGAGCUGGUUGCAAGGACAGGGACAGCAGGCAGAAGUUGUGGCCCUCAGGACGAUUGCAAGAGAGGCUAUGAGUGAUUCCCAAGUGAUGAGUGUGCAGCUUUGAGGAAUUUCAAAGAGUUGCUUGACAUCUUCCUGAUGACACUUUUAUAAGAUAUUUAGAAAUCUGUCAGGAGUGAGAAUCAGUCCAGCCUGAGAAAAUUUAGGCAUUUGGGCAACUGCAUUCAGAAAACAGCUAUUUAUUUGGAAUGCAUAAUAGCCAUGAGAGUGAAUCUCCAUACCUCUUUACCUCCAAAAGCUAACUUAACAAUAGCCUUUAUGAAGCCUCUAAAACAAGGUUACCACAGAUUUAGCCAGGAUGGUAUGUAACACAGCUUUUCUUGGAACAGGUUGAUGGAUUAAAAUAACUUUUUUUCAGCCCUAAUUUUUUUUUCUUGAACUUGCCAGACACAUGAUAAUUUUCUUCAAUAAUAAAACUUCUUUAUAAUUGUAA
Messenger RNA from Cebus imitator (Panamanian white-faced capuchin), 4930 nucleotides. RefSeq names its product major facilitator superfamily domain containing 9 (gene SLC67A2). Gene Ontology annotation, cellular component: membrane. The record is from RefSeq and is a predicted model, not a curated record. Lineage: Eukaryota; Metazoa; Chordata; Mammalia; Primates; Cebidae. Bases 61 to 1485 code for a protein of 474 amino acids. Gene Ontology annotation, biological process: transmembrane transport. Gene Ontology annotation, molecular function: transmembrane transporter activity. The transcript is spliced from 6 exons.